GCCAGAGACACGUUGAACAGACAUGUCAGCCUCCACUGCGUAGAGAACAGCUGCUAGUUUAGUGAUCCUAUAUUACUGGACUCAACUAUGGUUCUCUCUCAGGUUAUUGCGGACUCGCAUUCCUCCGACACAAGUACCAUCCUUCGUGUCAGAGGGCCGCUGGAGUUCAAAUGUCACCUGGACAGCACAGAUGCACGGCUCAUGCACAAAGUCAUCUCAAGAACAUUCGAGAUGCUUCAAUCUCAGGUGAAAUCUGAAUCAUGUGUUCUAUCAGUCUGUGACAGUCCUGUUAUUGUUUGGCCAAACAGAGGUGUUUACGCAACACCUGAAGAAAUAACUCCAAACACACUAUGUGAAGAUAUACAUCAAUGGAUUCAGUCAGAUAAACAAGAGGCUGCUGGCAAGAGAUCUGCAAAAAAGAAAAGCAAAAAAAGUUCAGCAGCAAGUGUCAUUAACCUUCGCCUGAUGAUGGAGGCGACAAAGACAGGGCCCCUUUCAGCCCCGAUCCUCAGCAGAACAGUCCAGAAAUCCCACUUCCUGUCUACAACUCUGCCUGUGGACUGCAUCGUCCAUACCACCGUCAAUGAAACAAUCAAAGAUGCCUUUGAGCGCCUGUUGGAGGCGCUAACUCAUCAGCUGUGUGAGAUGGAGAAAGUGACCUUGCAACACAUGAAGGGGACCACGCUGCUGGUACCUGAACCGCUCCACUUCCUCCUUCCAGAGCCAAAAGGGCUAGUGACCGUGGUUUACCCUGCAGGAGUGCCUGACAGCCAACUGGAGACACAACGUAAGGAACUGCAUCAACAGCUUGAGCUACCAGAUGACUGGCCCUAUGUUAGAAGAGCCAAUGCUUACCACUUUCCCAAUGAGCCCUACAAAGAUGGUUACCUCCGAAACCCUCAUCUGGUCCUCACACAUCCCACGCUGGACAAUGGAAAGGUGUACUUGGUCCAGGGGAUCUACAGCUAUCACCACUACAUGCAGGACCAUAUGGAUGACAAUGGCUGGGGCUGUGCUUAUCGCUCCCUCCAGACUAUCUGCUCCUGGUUCCAGCAGCAAGGCUACGUAGAGCGGGCCGUGCCCACACACAAAGAGAUCCAACAGGCUUUAGCGGAUGUUGGAGACAAACCGGGAUCCUUUGUUGGAUCACGCCAGUGGAUCGGAUCCAUUGAGGUUCAGGCUGUUCUGAACCAGCUGCUUGGGGUCACUUCCAAGAUCAUGUUUGUGAGUCAAGGUUCUGAGCUGGCAUCCAAAGGCAGAGAACUGACCAACCACUUCCUUACUGAAGGGACUCCCAUCAUGAUUGGAGGGGGAGUUUUAGCUCACACUAUUCUAGGUGUGGCAUGGAGUGAGACCAGCGGGCAGAUCCGCUAUCUCAUCCUAGAUCCACAUUACACAGGAGCAGAGGACUCACAGGUUAUCGCAGACAAGGGCUGGUGUGGCUGGAAAGGAGCAGAUUUUUGGGAUCAAACUGCGUAUUAUAAUCUGUGUCUUCCUCAGAGGCCGAAGAUCAUCUGAGCUCUCACAACCUUUCAGACAGACAUCCUCUGACAUUGGUAAAACAUUCACAAAAUGUAGGAGUGUCAUUUCAAAUUUGAGUAAUUUCUAUAAUGAUGUAAAAUUUGGUCAUGUGCUACAUAAAUCAUUGUCUACAACAAAGGCACAACAAGAGAUGGAUGUAAUUUGUUAUUAAAAAUAGGAAUUGAUCUUAUCCUGUACUGUACUUUAUUACCAUUAUUGAAUAAUACAAAUGGCUGGUGAAAUAUGUAUAAAAAGUGUCAUUUAAUUCAGAAAUAUGUUUUAUUAUUGCUUUGUUACCAGUAGACAAAUUGCUAAUCUUACAAAUAAUUAAACUUUCUUUUCAGUUACAGACUAGAACUGGAAUUAUCAGCCAAUCAAAUAAAAAUAUUUGGUUUUGUCCUCUUUUUUUCAAGCAAAAAUGCCAAAUAUUCCCUGAUUCUAGCUUCUCAAAGUAUAAGGAUUUGAUACUUUGUCAUACAUGACAGUAAAUGGAAUGUCUUUGUGUAUAUGUAUGUGUGUAUGUGUAUACGUAUACGUGUGUGU
This is a messenger RNA of Anarrhichthys ocellatus (wolf-eel), 2064 nucleotides long. It is a transcript of the gene ufsp2, whose product is annotated as ufm1-specific peptidase 2. Gene Ontology annotation, biological process: proteolysis. Lineage: Eukaryota; Metazoa; Chordata; Actinopteri; Perciformes; Anarhichadidae. Gene Ontology annotation, molecular function: deUFMylase activity. The transcript has 12 exons. Gene Ontology annotation, cellular component: endoplasmic reticulum; nucleus. The record is from RefSeq and is a predicted model, not a curated record. Bases 88 to 1518 code for a protein of 476 amino acids.